Molecule: messenger RNA, 378 nt
Organism: Gopherus flavomarginatus (Mexican gopher tortoise)
Lineage: Eukaryota; Metazoa; Chordata; Testudines; Testudinidae
Gene: KCNE2
Product: potassium voltage-gated channel subfamily E regulatory subunit 2
Exons: 1
Coding region: 1-378 (125 amino acids)
Biological process (GO): regulation of heart rate by cardiac conduction; negative regulation of delayed rectifier potassium channel activity; regulation of ventricular cardiac muscle cell membrane repolarization
Cellular component (GO): membrane
Molecular function (GO): transmembrane transporter binding; delayed rectifier potassium channel activity; potassium channel regulator activity
Source: RefSeq, a predicted model, not a curated record
AUGGUCGAUUUACGAAACUUCACCCAGAUAUUGGAAGAUGUUUUCAAAAACACAUUUCUUAACUACAUGAAUAACUGGCGCCGGAACAUGACAGCGGAACAAGAUGCACUGCAAGCAACAGUUGAUGAGGAAAACUUUGAUUUCGUUAUCUUGUAUCUCAUGGUAAUGAUUGGAAUGUUCUCCUUCAUUAUUGUGGCUAUCCUAGUGAGCACGGUGAAAUCAAAGAGGAAAGAGCACUCUAAUGACCCAUAUCACCAGUACAUUGUUGAUGAUUGGGGUGAAAAAUAUAAGGGCCAGAUUCUGAAUCAAGACGACUUGAAGUGUAUGAUCCAUGAAAACAUCAGUGCAAGGGACAAAACAACCCCUGGAUCGCCUUGA